Molecule: messenger RNA, 2013 nt
Organism: Symbiodinium necroappetens
Lineage: Eukaryota; Dinophyceae; Suessiales; Symbiodiniaceae
Source: the annotation of a GenBank genome assembly
GACCUGGAGAUCGGACGUCUCGCGGCGGACACCAACCCCGAGGCCUACCCACACGAAGAGAAGGACUUGAAGUCGCUCUUGAACGCCCACAAGAGCUGGACCAACAGCAAACAAGCUGACGAAAUUCUGAAGCGCUGGCCUGCGUGCAUGUCCGAGUUUGUGCGUGUCUUCCCAAAGGACUUCAAAGCCGCAGUCCAGGCAGCCAUUGAUCGGGGCGAGCACACGCCGAUAGGCUCGAUGCGCGAGUACCUCCCCUCGCAGGAGGCGCUCAAUGACCAUUCGAGCAAGCAGCGCAUUCGCAAGCAGCCGAAGGUCAGGAGAAGUUCCUUCGAGGAUGACUCGGUUCCCGUCAGCAUGGACAUUGAAGACGUGGCUCUCUUCCAGAAGACGACGAAGGGAAACCGUCCACAAAAGAUCGAGGAUGCCAAGCUGGUGGCAACUUCCAACCGAGGCUUCCUGGAGGUGGAUCGCGGCGACCUCCCGAAGCGAGGAGUUGAGGAACGUGUUUCUGACUUUAAAGAAAUCCUGGCAAAGAAAGACGAGGUGGCUGUUCAGACCCAGGCUUCCCGCUGCAUGGACUGCGGCACGCCCUUCUGCCACCAGUCCGUAACGGACAAGUCCGGAUGCCCGCUCGGGAAUCUCAUCCCGGAAUGGAACGACCUGGUCCGAAAGGGUGCCUGGUUCGAUGCGUUCAAGCGGCUGAUGGCCACCAACAACUUCCCAGAAUUCACUGGCCGGGUCUGCCCAGCACCUUGCGAAGGUGCCUGCACACUUGGCAUCAUUGAUGAUCCAGUGGCGAUCAAAUCCGUGGAGCUGUCCAUCAUUGACAAGGCUUAUGAGAUGGGCUGGAUGGUGCCGAGUCCGCCCAAGGUACGAACAGACAAAAGGAUUGUCAUCGUGGGCUCUGGGCCUUGCGGCCUGGCUGCAGCUGAUCAGCUCAACAAGAUGGGGCAUCGUGUCACUGUCCUGGAGCGAGCAGAUCGCAUUGGAGGACUCAUGAUGUAUGGCGUGCCCAACAUGAAGACUGACAAGAUGGAUGUGGUCCAGCGAAGAGUGGAUAUUAUGAAGCGAGAGGGCAUAACUUUCGUCACUGGUCCUGCUGGGCGUGUCGCAGAGAGCAUGGAGGCGCACAUCGAGGGUACAAACAUGGGGCCAAGAGCCUCGCAGCUGCUGGAGGAGUAUGAUGCCGUAUUGCUGGCUGUCGGCGCCACUGUCGCCCGAGACAUGCAAUCAGUGCCCGGGCGUGACCUUAGUGGCAUUCAUUUGGCAAUGGAUUACCUGACCCACAACACCAAGGCCUUGUUGGAUGGCGGUGAUGUCAGCAACAAGUGGCGACGGUGGUGGGGAGCAAAGAAGAACGGCAUGGAUCCGAAGACCUUGGACGCCAAGGACAAGAAAGUGAUUGUCAUCGGAGGUGGUGACACAGGCAAUGAUUGUAUCGGCACAGCUGUGCGCCAGGGUGCCAAGGCAGUCGUGAACCUGGAGCUGAUGGGAAAGCCACCGAAGCAGCGUGCUCCGCACAAUCCCUGGCCGCAUUGGCCGAUGGUGUUCAAGGUGGAUUACGGUCACGAGGAGGCUGCGAAUCAGUGCAACAAUGACCAGGACAUCCGACAUUACGGUGCUCUGACCAAGGAGUUCCUAGACGAUGGUCACGGCAAUGUGAAGGGCAUCAAGAUGGUAAACGUUCGAUGGGAGAAAAUCGACGGCCAAAUGCGGAUGAUGGAGCAACCUGGAUCUGAGAAGAUCAUCGAAGCAGAUUUGAUUCUCCUCGCGCUGGGCUUCCUAGGGCCUGAGAAUCCCUUAGCUGCUGCCUUUGGCGUUGACAUGGAUGAGCGUGGCAACUACAAGGCCUUGUAUCAGAAGAGUGAAGGCGACUUUCAGACAUCAAAUCCGAAAGUCUUCGCAGCAGGCGAUUGCCGACGUGGGCAAUCCCUUGUGGUCUGGGCGAUCAAGGAAGGACGUGAUGCUGCUACGGCCGUCAACAGCUAUCUUACGAACGAGUAUCCAGCGUGA